CAAAAUGUCAGCUUCCAUGUCAGCAAGACGCAAAAUUAGUUUUCUGACUAUUUUAGCUCAUGAUAUUGCAAAUUGAAACGCUUCAUUCAUUUCAAAUAUCGUAAAAUAUAUAGGGGUAGUUAACCAGGUGGUUUCAAAAUACAAUUUGCAGUUUAUUAAAAUGGAUGACAUAACAAAAUAUUUCCCAAGAAAAUGACACAGGGAGAAAAGAAACACCUUGGGAUGCCCUCUCAGCAUGUCCUGAGAAAUUUCAGAAAGGAUUCGUCAGAGGGUCUCACUCGGCAAUGGCAAAGACCAGAGUUUGUUUGUGGUUGGGGUGCAGCAUUUGUAAAUAUAAGUGUAACGUUCCCAAUAAACAAAGUCAUGUUUCGGCAGCAGUUGUAUGGAGUGCGAGUAUGGAAGGCAAUUCAGCAGCUUCAGAAAGAGGGACUCACCCAUAUAUACAGGGGCUUAAUGCCUCCCCUAUUGCAAAAGACAACUUCUAUGUCAAUCAUGUUUGGAUUGUACUAUGAGUUUCAACGCCACCUUAACUCUACGUUUCCAUCUGUGUGGUCACCAGUUAAUAAAUCUGUAGCAGCUAUGCUUGCGGGUACUGUUGAAUCUGUCCUCACUCCAUUUGAAAGGGUUCAAGUCUUAUUGCAGGACCGGACUUACCACAGGCAUUAUGGUAACACACUACAUGCCUUCAGUGAAAUCAGGCAAACACAUGGGAUAAAGGAGUUUUAUCGUGGACAGACUGCUAUCUUAUUGCGUAACGGUCCAAGCAAUGUUCUGUUCUUUCUUGGUAGAGAUUAUUUACACAUGGUUUACCCAGCAGAUGAAACAGCAGGCCAGAAAGUUCUCCUGGACUUUGUCAGCGGGGCUUGUCUCGGUGCCUUUUUGAGUAGCCUUUUCUACCCAUUGAACGUAGUGAAAGUUCGGAUGCAAUCCAAAGUGGGUGGGGAAUUUGUUAAAGUAUUGCCAACAUUCAAAAAAAUUCUAAUGGAGAGAAAUUACAGCAUAAAGAAAUUAUACAGGGGUUUACAUAUAAAUUAUACAAGGGCAUUUAUAUCUUGGGGAAUUGUGAAUGCUACCUAUGAGUUCCUUAUGAAACACUUUAAAAACUCUGAUGAAAUGGAUGAAUCUUGACCAGGACCAUGUCUAAGCUGUUAAAAUUAUGAACAGAAGUUUGUUGUAAGACUACAGGUUUUCAGGACAAAGGCUGAAAAUAUUUCCAGUUGCCAAAAUUUUGACAUAGGGUAAAAUUCCAGCUUGCUGAAAAUUCAAGAUUCCAUUUUUCAAAUACUGUAGAAAUCAAUAAUGGUUGUGUCAGUAUUAACCAGUACAUGUAAUAGUAAUUUAAGUUUUUAUGCCCCCGGCAUCUACUGAUGCGGGAGGCAUAUAGUGAUUGUCCUGUCCUGUCCGUCCGUUCGUUCACGAGGUUAACCAAAUGGGACGUUUCCUCUAGCAUCAAUACCCCUUACUAGAAUGACUUGAUACUAAUGCAGAUGUAACCUGUGACCAUUCUUCAUCUUCAGACAUCACCUGACCUCAGUUUGACCUUGAACUUGACCUCGUUUUGGAAUUAGAUUGCUUUGUAUUGACAAGGAUGCCACCGGGGGCAUCAAGCGUUUAUGGAACGCAGCUCCUUGUUAUAUUCCAGUUUUGAAAAACAGGACAUAUAAUAUGAUGAUGUGUACGUCUCUUGGUCUGUCAUAUUCAGUGUCCAAAGCAUAACUCAAAAGCCAUUAAUUGACUUUAAACUUCAUUUAGUAAGUGGUGUUGAGAUGAUAUGCAGAGCAUGUUAAUCGGGUCUGUAGGUCAAAAGUUAAGGCCAUAAAUUGAGCAUAAAGGUCAAAUCUGUCCGUCAUACAUGUAUUUCUUAUCAGAAGAAUAACUUAAAAAGCUAUUGAUUUUAAACUUGGAAUAUAUGCAGUUGGUGGUCAGACAAUUUUGAGGGGUGAAUGCGGAAGAAGUCUUAAGUGCUUAUUUAUCUAUAUACACUUAGAGUUAGAUGUCUUUCCCAUUCGCCCUCGAUUUUCAGAGUACAACAACCAAUAUUACUUUGCUGUCUUACACAAACCCUUUCCCUUUCCGUGAUGCUGUACCUCCAUUGACAUAAAACUUUUGGUGUAUAUUGCCCCGCUUUGCAGAACUCUUGUUUAAAAGUGUUAAACAGAGAGAUGUAACCUUUUCUUGCACAAAAAAAUAACCAUAUAUACUGUAUACUCAAGAGAAUAUAAAAAUCCUUACAAAGCUUCUACAAUCAAUGUUAACAGCCUUUUAAGACACUCUGUGGUUUCCAUGUUAUUUCAGGAUAUAUGAUAUCAGGCCUUUUUUCAUCAAUUUGGAAAUGCUACCAACACAAGUGGAAUUGGGAAGAUGCUCUCGGAAAUUGUCUUAAUGGGGAAAAUUAAAUAUUAAACUUGCAAGUUACUAAAAUCUGUGUAAAGAUAUUUUUGUGUAAAAUAUUAAUGGAUUGCAUUUUGGUGAUUGUUCAACAGUACAACUGUUGUUUUAGUAACAAUUAAGCAAAACUAUUUUGAAACGGCAAAAAUCUUAAAAGGUAAUACUCUGACAUUUGGGAAUUUUAAAUUCAGAAUUGGGGAAAAAAACAUGUUAUUUCACUUUGGGAUUACCUCCUUUUACCGGAAAUAGAUUAAUAGGGGAAAAAAGCCCUGGAUAUUAAAGGUGAUUUUCAAUGGCUGACAAAAGAUAACGGCUUUUAAGUUAGAAAAAUGUGCAGUUUAAAACUGUGAAAUGUUUCUUUUUCAUUGGUAUAAGCUUUGUUCUUCUCCCGAAUAGACCAGUUCAUCUAGACAUGACUUCGUGGAUAACAAACUUUAUGGAUAAUAUGCAUUGGAUCCUGACAUAUAAUUGAUUAUGCUCCAUGGGAUUAAAUUUCAUGCAUUGAUGUUUAUAAGUACGGAAUCCACAAAAAAAUAGUCCCCAGCUAACAUCAUUGAUUAAUCACAGUUUUCUAGGUUUCAGUGUAUCAAAUUCAUUAUCAUAUAGGUUAUCAGUAUUUUAGGUUUCAGAGUAUCAGAUUAUUAUAAAAAAACACACACACAAGUGUCUAUAUGUCAGUCUUAAGCAUUUUUGAUUGUAAUAUUUCAAAUAUGUUUGAUAUAAAAACUAUACAAUAUGUUUUUAAAUCAAUUUAGUUUUCUAUAAAUGGUCAGUUGAUGUGAAAAUGAGAUCUAAAUACUACCUCAUGGACAGGGUAUAGAUAAUUAAUAUCAUCCCCAAAUACUAUGUAAUCAUUAUAAGCCCAAGAGCUAGUAUACAAGUUAUCAUCUGUUUUUAGAACUGCUUAAACAUUGUAUAAUGUUAUGAUAGUGACUGUAAUACAAACAGGUGUCUCUCAUUUUUAUCAUAGAGUACUAGUACACUCAUUUCUUGUGUGCUUACAUGUUGUAUUUUCUUUUUCUUAAUAGGCAUGGUCAAAUAUUAGACCAAACCUAUAAAUGGGUGUGACACUUACAGCAGUAAUGAUACUGAUUUGUUGUAUUAUUCAAGACACACCUCUUUGUGAGAAUUUUCUUGGUGACAAGAACAUUGCUGACCUGAAAUAUUCCCAUCAAAUCGUAGACAUUGUGAAUAAAAAGAAAAAUGAAUGACAUCAGUUCACAGGAUUUUUCGCUUUCACUUAAUCGGCUUUUUGGAAGACACUAAAAAAAAAAAUACCAAAAAAAAACAUAUUCACUUUUUCUCAGAAAACUUUCCAAUAUACAUUUGUUGUCUGAAGAACCCAUUGUGCAGAUACAGGUACCAUUUAUAAAUUGUUAAAACACAUACCCUGUAUGGUUACUGCAACCUGUAAUUUUAGAAACUUCUUGUAUUUGCUUUCUGUAGGUGUUUCUGGCAUCUAAUUCUAUCCUCACUGCUUGUCUGCUGUCCUUAAGGCAUGAUUUCUGAAUCUCUGGUAGAAUAUCUGGGAUGUCACCUAUAAGUUUACUAAUGUCUGCUAGACUGUCUGAUAUCUCUUAAAAUAUUGUAACUUCUUCUUACUG
Mercenaria mercenaria is the source of this 3992-nucleotide messenger RNA. Its product is annotated as mitochondrial nicotinamide adenine dinucleotide transporter SLC25A51-like. Lineage: Eukaryota; Metazoa; Mollusca; Bivalvia; Venerida; Veneridae. The transcript is spliced from 2 exons. The record is from RefSeq and is a predicted model, not a curated record. Bases 193 to 1128 code for a protein of 311 amino acids.